AUGGUAUCUGUUGAAGCUACUGCUGCCUUUUUAAAAGAAUUAGAAACUGUUAGUUAUUAUGUGAAAGAUGAAAAACAACCUGUACUAUCAAAAACAACAUACUUAGAGCACUUAUCAUCACUUAACAUUACUGAACCACCACAUGCAAUCCGAAAGACAGCCAUAAUUUGUACAAUUGGACCUAAAUGUAACAAAAUUGAGACAUUAGUUUGUAUGAUUAAAAAUGGUAUGAAUAUUGCAAGAUUAAAUUUUAGUCAUGGUGAUCAUGAAUAUCAUGCUAUGACAAUUAAAAAUAUUCGUGAAGCAGCCAAAAUUAUUAAACAUGAAGAUAUCAUUGCCAUAGCACUAGAUACAAAAGGUCCAGAAAUUAGAACAGGUUUGAUUAUGAAUAGUUCAACAGCUGAAGUUGAAUUAGUUAAGGGGAAAAAAAUUCGCCUCACAACAGAUGUCAGUUUUCAAAAUACUGGAAAUGCCGUUAAUUUGUAUGUUGAUUAUGAAAAUAUUACAAAAGUUUUGGCACCAGGAAAAAUUAUUUAUAUUGAUGAUGGACUUAUAUCUUUAAUUGUUGAUGAAGUAGGUGAUGACUAUGUCAUUUGUACAAUAGAAAAUGGUGGAAUGUUAGGAAGUAAAAAAGGUGUGAAUCUCCCUGGAACUUCUGUUGAUCUUCCUGCCGUUUCUGAGAAGGAUAUUGCUGAUUUAUUAUUUGGAGUAGAACAAGGAGUUGAUAUAGUAUUUGCUUCAUUCAUUAGAAAUGGAUCAGCUGUAUCUAAAAUACGUGAGAUUCUUGGUGAAAAAGGAAAAAAUAUCAAAAUAAUAUCUAAGAUUGAAAAUCAAGAAGGUGUUUUGAAUGCUGAUGAAAUAAUUAAAGCAAGUGAUGGUAUUAUGGUGGCUCGUGGUGAUCUUGGAAUUGAAAUUCCAGCAGAAAAAGUAUUUCUUGCUCAAAAACUUUUAAUUGCUAAAUGUAAUGAAGCUGGAAAACCUGUAAUUUGUGCUACUCAAAUGUUAGAAUCUAUGAUUUCAAAACCAAGACCUACAAGAGCAGAGACAUCUGAUGUUGCAAAUGCUGUUUUUGAUGGUGCAGAUUGUGUUAUGCUUUCUGGAGAAACAGCCAAAGGAUCCUAUCCAAUAGAAACUAUAAAAAUUAUGCAUUACAUUUGUAAAGAAGCUGAAGCUGCCGUAUAUCAGUCAAAGUUUUUUGAAGAAAUACUUAAACGUGUUCAGAAACCAACAAGUCAUGUUGAGACAAUAGGAAUAGCUGCUGUUUCAGCCUCAAAAUCUUGUCAGGCUUCUGCAAUUGUUUUAUGUACAACAACAGGAAAAACUGCAGCUAUGAUUUCAAAAUUCAAACCUUCAGUUCCAAUUAUUGCAGUUACAAAGAAUGCUCAAACAGCAAGACAACUUUGGCUAUACAGAGGUGUAUUUCCUUUUUAUUAUGAUAACAGUGAAAAACAUUUAGAUUGGACAACAGAUGUUGAUAAUAGAUUACGUGAAGGAAUACAUUUUGGAAAGGAAAAAGGUUUUAUUGGUACAGGAGAUAACAUUGUUGUUAUUACAGGUUGGACUUCUGGUGCCGGAAAAACUAACACACUUCGUUUAAUUACAGUUGAUUGA
Strongyloides ratti is the source of this 1611-nucleotide messenger RNA. RefSeq names its product Pyruvate kinase. Gene Ontology annotation, molecular function: pyruvate kinase activity; potassium ion binding; magnesium ion binding. Gene Ontology annotation, cellular component: cytoplasm. Bases 1 to 1611 code for a protein of 536 amino acids. Lineage: Eukaryota; Metazoa; Nematoda; Chromadorea; Rhabditida; Strongyloididae. The transcript is spliced from 2 exons. The record is from RefSeq and is a predicted model, not a curated record. Gene Ontology annotation, biological process: glycolytic process.